Thalassophryne amazonica is the source of this 1026-nucleotide messenger RNA. RefSeq names its product homeodomain-interacting protein kinase 1-like. Gene Ontology annotation, biological process: peptidyl-serine phosphorylation; intrinsic apoptotic signaling pathway in response to DNA damage by p53 class mediator; peptidyl-threonine phosphorylation. The record is from RefSeq and is a predicted model, not a curated record. NCBI's taxonomy places the organism in Eukaryota, Metazoa, Chordata, Actinopteri, Batrachoidiformes, Batrachoididae. The transcript has 8 exons. Gene Ontology annotation, molecular function: transcription corepressor activity; SMAD binding; ATP binding. Bases 379 to 945 code for a protein of 188 amino acids. Gene Ontology annotation, cellular component: nucleus; PML body; cytoplasm.
GUGCCAACAGUCACUCCACCAGAAGGACGUUCUUUUAGUUUUGUACACAUUAUUAUGCACAGAUGAUUUCCCCAUCAAGGAGGGUGAUGUGCUCAACUCCUUUUACGUGGUGCAGGAGUUCAUUGGUGAGGGGAGCUUUGGAAAGUGGCCAAGUGUCGUCACACCGUGACCCAUCAAGACGUGGCCAUCAAAAUCUCCAAGAACAAGCCCAGUAUUAUAAGAGAGACAAAGAAAGAGAUUUCCAAUCUUAAACUCCUGAGUGCCCUGGAUCCAGAGAAGACAAACAUCGUGAAGUGGUAUGAUUCCUUCGUGCACAGAGACCUCCUUUGUCUGAAAUUUGAACUCCUGCACCAGAGUCUGCUUGACUAUUUGGAUGAUAUGAAUUUUGAGCCUCUUCCAACCAGCAAUCUGCAUGCUGUUGUGCAGCAAAUGGCCACUGCGUUGCUUCACCUGGAGACCCUGGGGGUGAUCCACUGCGAUAUAAAACCCCAGAACAUCAUGGUGGUCGACAACAUCCAGCAACCACUGAAGGUCAAAUUAACUGACUUUGGUUUGGCUCAGCACAUCUCGGAGCCGCCGUCAUUUGCAGGGACCUUGUGUUACCAAGCUCCAGAGGUAUUCUUAGGUUUGGCCUACAGCGAGGAGAUUGACAUGUGGUCCCUCGGUGUUUCCAUGGCUGAGCUGGCUCUGGGAGUCUCCCUGUAUCCCGGAGAUCAUUCAUAUGAUAUAAUGAAGUUCAUUGUGGACACACAAGGUCUGCCCCCAGACUACCUCCUCAGGUUGGGACCAGAAACCAGCCACUACUUUAAUAGACGUCGUAUUGAUGGUCACGACACCUGGACACUGAAGACUCCUGCACUGGUUCAGAUGGAGACAGGGCACAAGUUCUGCGACACCAGACAAGUGAUGUUAACCUCUCUGGAGGACAUCAUGCAGUAUUUCUGAUACUCUCAGGCAGCCCUCCUGAUUUUGCCACUGUGAAGAAGAAAACGGAAACAAUCAUCCUGUUUUGAUUCAGUAAAACCA